Messenger RNA from Papaver somniferum (opium poppy), 1170 nucleotides. RefSeq lists its product as uncharacterized. The transcript has 4 exons. Gene Ontology annotation, biological process: proteolysis. The record is from RefSeq and is a predicted model, not a curated record. Lineage: Eukaryota; Viridiplantae; Streptophyta; Magnoliopsida; Ranunculales; Papaveraceae. Gene Ontology annotation, molecular function: cysteine-type peptidase activity. Bases 605 to 1159 code for a protein of 184 amino acids.
UUAAGGAUACGUUUGCAAUUUUUAUUUUGUGUCUAUAUUUCUUACAGAUCCAUGACCAUAACGUAUUGUUUUUUUUUUAAUUUCUGUUUUAUUUAAAGAUAUGUCUAUCACUCUUUCUUACUCCAAUGACCUUGGGCUUGAGAGGGUCAAAAGAAUAAUACGGAGGGUCAUUAUAAUAAAAAAGAGUGAUGACGUCAUCCAAAAAUAACCUUCCUUCUGUUUUUUCGUUAAUAACUGAAAAAUAGUUCGAGAUUUUAUUAGAAUUCGAGAAAAGAGAGAGAAUAGGGAGGAUGAUUUUUUCUACGAGAUUGAUAGAGAUUGUUAGUGAUUUCUGAAUUUAUUCGAGAGAAUAUCAAGGCUCAGUGAUUUCUGAUUUUAUUCGAGAGAAGAUCAAGGUUCAGUGUUCGAUUCGAUAGAAAAACCAUGAUUCGAUUCUAGAGAAGAGCAAGAGAAAAUUUUCAGUAAAAAUGGAGCUCAUUCUAAUCAACGGAGACUUCAAAGAUUUUUAGAUUUGCUUUUAUACACCACAUAUAAAAUACAAAAGGCUUUCGAAGAAGAUCAUAAAAAAGAAUAUUGCAACCAAAAGUAUCUGAAAGUUUUGCACAUGGAUCCAUCAUCUUCGCUUUAUGUCAGGGACAUUGACAAAUAUGGGAGCAUUAUAGAAAGUACCGUCACUCAACAUAUAAUAAAAAUGGGGAGGACGACUGAUAGGAUUCUAAUUCCUAUUAUACAUAGAGCGGGGAUUGGACAACAUUGGACCCUGUUAGUAUUCUACAUCAACAAGAGACGUUUUGAGCAUUUCAACUCAUUCGAUAAAGCGAAAAGUGACUGUUUAGAGAAUGCUAAGGUAAUGGAUGAAUUUUGUUUGGAACACAUCAACAAAUUCUUGGAUCACAACAACUUCACCACAGUAGACAAAGUUGAUAUGGUUGAAGUUGAAGUACCUCAAGGAGAUACCAAAAACUCCUUGUUGUAUGUCAGACAUUUUAUAAAAAGAAGAUCAAAGUACGACUCUCAAAAUUUCAAGGAAUUUGAUUUUAAAAGUGAGAAGGAACUUAUAGAAAACAUGGAUAAGAAGAGAGUGGCGUUGGUGCAUAGUUUACUUACAGCAAAAGACCCAGAAAUAAGCUGGAAGAUGUCUGAUAAACUAGAAGAAUGAUUAAGCUGAUA